GGCGGUUCUGAGCGAUUAUACGCAGUAGCGGGACCUUUUACCUAUCAUGACCAACAGAUAACAGAAGAAUUUUUCCUUCGAAAUGGAUUUCAAACCGGUUUGUACUUUUAUAUCGUGCUGAUAAAAAUUUUAUUGACGUAUAGAAUGCCGUCAUUAGACCAAUUAGAAAUACUAUGUUUAACUUCUCUCUAGACCAAUUAUAUUUGUUUUCAGUAAACUCCAGGAAUUCAACGCAGUAAUUAUUAUAUAAAAAAGAAAAUCUCUGUUAAGGAUCAAGUUUAAUGAUGAGUACAUGAAAUUGCGCACUUCUCUUCUUUACGAAGUACAAGAUUGUUUCUCAAGUAUGUGUUAUAUAUCACAAUUCUUGUUAACUUCUCUCACAAUUAUUGCUUUUAGUAAUAGCACUAUAAACAUUAUAUCCAGUAUGUAUUGCAUAUCUUACUACUAUUUAAAAUUUAUAAAUUUAUGUCGCGUAUUUUGAUUCAACUAUUCAGAUGCAAUUAGUCUCAGCAUAUCAGUCACUCACACACCUAAAGAUACGAGGAUGUUUUGAGGAAGAAGAUCCGCGAAGAAGACCGACAUAGAUCUUGACCCUUGCGGGUACAUUGAUAUACCCGCAAGGGGUCAGUGAGAUAACGUUGACAUUAUAUAAACGUAGGCGCUUUUACUCGAGUUCACUCGAGUUGAUUUCGAUCGCCACACCGAAUGCAGUCGUGUUAGCCUGCAUUUCACCGAGUGCAAUCAGUGAAGAAAGUGAAGGAGCGAUACGUGGACACAUUUGUAUCUUGCGAUCCGACCGAUGCUGGGCAUCAGGAAUCUCAUCUGGCGGCGCAACUUCGUCUUGGAUACCGUAAGUUGCAACUCAUCAAAUUCGGAGAGAAAUAUUAAUGCCCGAAAAGACAUCACCGAAAUUUAUGAAGUCCACGAGGCAUUCGACGUGUUAAUAUACAUAUAUCUAUUUCGGGCAAAUGUAUUACAUUUUAUAUGCAUUUGGUGAUGGUGGUAAAGACGCUACAUAUGUAUAUAUAUAUUAGAUUUUGUUAUUUUAUACGGUUUCCUGUAAAUAAGCUUCGUAAUUAUACUUACAGCUUGCGUAGAACAAUUACUAGUAAUUCAUACGGUGGACUAAAUCUUAAACAGUCGACGAUGGCGCAGCUGAAAGUUGCUAUCAUUGGGCAGAGUUCCUUCGCGGCAGAAGUUUAUAAGCUUCUGCGACAAAAUGGACAUCAAAUCACAGGAGUGUUCACGAUCCCGGAUAAGGGAAACCGUGAAGAUCCUUUAGCACUCAUUGCCAAGGCUGAUAAGACGCCGGUCUUCAAGAUUAAAGCUUGGAGGAGUAAAGGGAUGACUUUACCAGAAAUCUUGGAGUUGUACAAGGGCAUCGAGGUGGACCUUAACGUUCUCCCAUUUUGCACCCAGUUCAUUCCUAUGGAAGUCAUUAAUCAUCCACGUCAUCGUAGCAUAUGUUAUCAUCCGUCUCUCCUGCCUAGACACAGAGGAGCGAGCGCCAUAAGCUGGACUCUGAUUCAAGGAGAUGAUACCGCAGGGUUGUCGGUCUUUUGGGCAGAUGAGGGUCUGGAUACCGGGCCAAUCCUCCUGCAAAGAUCCUGCAAAGUAGAGCCAAAUGACACAGUGGACAGUCUGUAUAACAACUUCCUCUAUCCGGAAGGUAUCAAAGCUAUGGGUGAAGCUGUAGAUUUUGUGGCCAAGGGGAUUGCGCCCAUGACGCCGCAACCCACAGAAGGCGCGACAUACGAUCCGCUGUUGAACAAGAAGGAGCUACAGAAAAUCGACUGGACGAAACCGGCGAAAGAAGUCCACGAUUUCAUUCGUGGUCUGGAUAGCACUCCGGGCGCCUGGACAACUCUGGAUGGUGAAGAGGUGCGUCUCUUCGGUUCUUCCUUGUGGAAAGAUAGACCACUGGCAGCCGAGAAACAAGUUACUCUCGAAGAACGAAAGGGAAUUGUACAUCCGGGUGGUCUGUUGAUCGAAGCUGCCGAUGAACAAUUUGUCAAUGUGGAAAGAAUCAAGAUUGGCACCAGAACUAUUCACGCCAGUAAAUAUGGGCAAGCUAACGACAUCAAGAAUGUGGAGUUUACGGAAGAGGAAUUGAAGAUGACUGAUGGUCUACGCCGAAUUUGGAUGGAUAUACUCAAGAUUGAUGUCGACGACGAUACGGAUUUCUUUGCUUCUGGUGCUGGCAGCAUGGAUGUUGUGCGACUGGUUGAAGAAAUCAAGGACAUCUUCGGCGUUACUUUGCAAAAUACAGACGUUUUUAUGGCACCAACUUUCAAGGAGUUUGCUACGACGGUUGUCCUUGCCACUCGAGGAAGUGUAGCUUCAAAAGAGAUCAAGUACGACAUGGUAGAGAUACAAACAAACAACCUGACUCUAAGAUUCCCUAGACAACUUUUCAUCAACGGCGAGUUCGUGAAUGGCCAUGGCAAGCCCGUUGAUACGAUAAACCCACACGAUGAGAGCAUUAUUUGUUCAGUGGAAAGCGCGACCGCUGAGGACGUCGAUCGGGCUGUUAGGGCUGCUAAAAAGGCCUUCGAGGAUGGUGAAUGGGGUAAAAUCAGUGCCAGGGAGCGUGGUGCACUGUUAUUCAAAUUAGCGGAUUUGAUGGAACAGCACAAGGAAGAACUGGCCACUUUAGAGACCCUUGAUUCGGGAGCGGUCUACACCCUCGCCCUGAAGACUCACGUAGGCAUGUCCAUUGAGACUUGGCGAUAUUUUGCCGGAUGGUGCGACAAGAUCCAAGGCUCCACCAUACCGAUCGCGCACGCACGUCCGAAUCGCAAUCUCACGUUCACGCGACGCGAACCGAUCGGUGUUUGCGGUCUCGUCACACCUUGGAACUAUCCUCUAAUGAUGCUCUCGUGGAAAAUGGCAGCUUGUCUGGCAGCUGGCAAUACCGUGGUGAUGAAACCCGCCCAGGCUUCACCAUUGACCGCGUUAAAGUUCGCUGAGCUAUCUGUGCGCGCCGGAAUUCCACCGGGCGUCAUUAAUAUCGUUUGCGGAUACGGCAGCGAUGUUGGCAACGCCAUAGUAGGACAUCCGCUAAUCAGGAAAUUGGGCUUCACAGGUUCGACGCAAGUAGGUCAGACCAUCAUGAGAUGUUGCGCUGACAGUAACUUGAAGAAGGUGUCGCUGGAGCUUGGCGGGAAGAGUCCUCUUGUUAUCUUCGAGGACGCCAAUAUGCAACAGGCGGUCAGAAUCAGCAUGGGCGGCGUAUUCUUCAACAAGGGUGAAAAUUGCAUCGCUGCCGGACGUAUCUUCGUCGAGGAGAGUAUUCACGACGAGUUCGUGCGACGUGUGGUCGACGAGGCGAAGAAGAUCACCAUCGGCAAUCCGCUGGACAGGAGUACCGCCCACGGGCCACAGAAUCACAAGGCCCACAUGGAUAAAUUGCUUGAAUUCGUGCAAAAAGGAGUACAGGAAGGUGCAAAGCUGGUUUAUGGUGGCAAGAGAUUGAAUCGUCCCGGCUGGUACUUCGAGCCGACUGUUUUCACUGACGUGAAAGACAACAUGUACAUCGCCAGGGAGGAAUCCUUCGGUCCGAUAAUGGUGAUCUCCAAGUUCGGUUCAAAGAACGUCGAUGAGAUUAUUGCCCGCGCGAACAAUACAGAAUUCGGUCUGGCCUCUGGUGUUCUCACCAAAGAUAUCAGCAGAGCGCUCAGAUUCGCGGAGAAGAUCGAGGCUGGCACCGUGUUUAUCAACACGUACAACAAGACGGACGUGGCGGCUCCCUUUGGCGGUUUCAAGAUGUCCGGCUUCGGAAAGGACCUGGGACAGGAAGCACUUAAUGAGUAUCUAAAGACGAAGACGGUCACUAUCGAGUACUGAUGAUCGCGAUGAUAAUUCCUCGAGUGCUGUAAUAUAGUAUUGUAGGUGUAAGUACAUAUCGCCGCAUUCUUUUGCGUAAAACAACGGGUACAUUAGAUUUGCAGUAUUGCGUGAUAAUAUGAGCUGUUUGUACACCUUUCGCAUGAUGUCUUUCCAAUUUCUGCAUUUCAAGAUAUAAUCAAACACGGUUACUGUUUGUUCAUUAUGUAUUCGUAUAUUGUUUGCUCUUUUUUUUUAAUUAUUUGUUUAAUCGUUAAGCAUACGGAUUUGCUAAUUUCUUCUCGAGGAUGCUACGCCACUCAAGAUUUUCGACUUUUAUUGUCGGCGUGACUGUUCCGUAUAUGAUGCUAGUAGUUUCUACGUGUUGAGCACAUAGCGUUGUUCAUCGUCGAAAGGAAAAUCGCUCGUGGGAAAGUACGAAGUCGGAACAGCGGGACGAAAUGCUCGUCAAGGGUUAACGGAGGGACACCGAGGGACGGAAGAAGAGCGAGAGAUCUCGCUCCCACGCGCAUACGGGGUAUAUAAACAGUUUUUAUGAUGCGGCGCGCCUCCUCGUCCGAUGGCUCCAGAUGCUGUGUGAUUUUUUGUCUUGUGGCACACAAGUGUGCUCCGUCUCUUGCAUGUUGCGCGACGCAUUCACGCGGCCUCACACUCGCAUUUCGUAGCUCGCCCUUUUUCCCCGACCGGCCGAUCCUAAACGAUCACCCGUACGGUAUUUCAGUGGCACCCGGGGGCCACGGAAUGCCAUCGGUCCCCUUUUUUUGAAAGAUAUUAUAUACGAUGAGAUAUCUUUGAAACGCUAGCUUCGUGAGUAUGAGUAUCAUCCAUAUCAGAUUGAUCAACUAUUAGUUUAUUCCUUUUCAUUACUGUAACAGCCAUAUUAGGGAAAAAGCAGUGGAGUUUUCUUAUCAAACUUAUAAAAUGAAGAACUGAAAUAAAAGUGUAAUAAACGCGACAAUAUUUUAUGAAUCUUUUAGUUUAUUCUAUUGUGACGAUCAAAAUUAAACAAAUGUAAGCGAAAGCAAAA
Messenger RNA from Ooceraea biroi (clonal raider ant), 4873 nucleotides. Its product is annotated as cytosolic 10-formyltetrahydrofolate dehydrogenase. Gene Ontology annotation, biological process: 10-formyltetrahydrofolate catabolic process; biosynthetic process; one-carbon metabolic process. The record is from RefSeq and is a predicted model, not a curated record. NCBI's taxonomy places the organism in Eukaryota, Metazoa, Arthropoda, Insecta, Hymenoptera, Formicidae. Gene Ontology annotation, molecular function: phosphopantetheine binding; oxidoreductase activity, acting on the aldehyde or oxo group of donors, NAD or NADP as acceptor; formyltetrahydrofolate dehydrogenase activity. Gene Ontology annotation, cellular component: cytoplasm.